This is a messenger RNA of Somion occarium, 489 nucleotides long. NCBI's taxonomy places the organism in Eukaryota, Fungi, Basidiomycota, Agaricomycetes, Polyporales, Cerrenaceae. The record is from the annotation of a GenBank genome assembly.
CGCCACGCCAACUCCUGGGCCGGUAUGAUCAUGUACCUACCGAACUCGCCCGAGUGCAGUCAGGUACAAAUCUCGUGGACGGGAAGGUUUUGCCUGCGGAAGGACCCAAUUUCAUCGUCCAAAUGGUUGUUCAUUGAGACCGCCCUUGUCCACGACAUUCCAAGAAGUCGUGCGGAAUUUAUGAGGUGUCAAGUCUGCGUGUAUGUACUGAAAGAAUGCACCCCAUUGCCACCGUCCCUGACGAUACUUCAUGAGCAUUCGGACGAUUACUCCAUGCAAUGUACAAAACCGAUGACACUGGAUGGGCUGAAUGCUGAACUUACACAGUUCAUUAACGAACAUGGUCGGGUGCUGAAUAAAGAGCAGUUUGAUGAGGAGUAUCCCUUCUCGAUAUUCUAGUGUUCACAAUAGUGGAGCACCUCCUCGUUCGGCCGAUAUUUGAUGACCUCAUUCAUCAAGCACACUAACGAAUAUAGUUACGGCCAGCGA